Messenger RNA from Malania oleifera, 951 nucleotides. RefSeq names its product receptor-like protein 33. The record is from RefSeq and is a predicted model, not a curated record. Gene Ontology annotation, molecular function: protein binding. Bases 1 to 951 code for a protein of 316 amino acids. The transcript has a single exon. Lineage: Eukaryota; Viridiplantae; Streptophyta; Magnoliopsida; Santalales; Ximeniaceae.
AUGGAGUUGGAAGUUCUAGACCUUGGAAACAACAGAAUAGUUGACAUGUUCCCCUAUUGGUUGGAAUACCUUCCAAAGUUGCAUGUCCUUAUCUUGCAGUCCAACAAAUUUCAUUGCCCCAUAGGGUCCAUAGGGAGCAAUUUGAAGACUCAAUUUUCCUUAUCCGAGUUGUGCGUCGUUGACUUGUCUUCAAAUAAUUUUACUGGUCAUUUGCCAUUAAAGCAUUUUGAAGGUUGGAAAGGCAUGAUGAAUGUGGAUGAAUCUAAAUACAAAUUGCAAUAUAUAAGUACAACUGCUUAUUAUCAAGAUUCCAUGGUGCUAACAAUGAAAGGUUCUGAUUUUCACAUGGAGAAAAUUCUCACAAUCUUCACAAUGAUUGAUAUGUCAAAUAAUAGUUUCAAUGGGAAGAUUCCAAAGUCAAUUGGAAAGCUUAAAUCACUUCGAGGACUCAACUUUUCACACAAUAGCCUUACGGGUGAUAUUCCAACGUCACUAGGAAAUUUGACAACACUUGAAUGGUUGGAUUUAUCUUCAAACAACCUUGGCAGUGAGAUUCCUAAGCAAUUGGCAAGUUUGUCAACUUUAGGAGUCUUAAACCUCUCCCAAAACCAACUGUUUGGGCCCAUACCUCGAAGCACCCAAUUUGAUACAUUUUCAAACUCUUCAUAUUCUGGAAAGUUGGGAUUGUGCGGGUUUCCACUAUCGAAAACUUGCAGAAAUGAUAAUGCGGCAACACCAACAUCUUUUAUGUUCCAACAAGAUGAUGACUCACACUCUGUAAGUGGAUCCUUUUGGGAAGCGGCAUUGAUUGGAUAUGGUUUUGGAAUUGUGUUUGGAUUAGUUGCCGGGUUUUUUAUAUUUUUAAUUGGAAAACCUAAUUGGUUCGUUCACAUCAUUGAGGGGGUUGAAAAGAAGAAGGUGAAAAGAUUGAGGAGAAGUGGUUGCAAGUAA